GCCCCAUUUGCAAAAGUAGCACUGGUCUCCGGAACCUGGCUGUUGGAGGACCGGCCAGCCUCAUCUGGGAAUGUCCUGGACCAAUUCCGGUGGUGUACGGGUGCACAGACAGUGCCCUUCUCCACCAGAUGUCUGGUUUCAGCCGUUCGUCUGCCAAAUACCCGAGUGAGCGGCAGAAGUGCAAGAAAGCACAGGCAAGGUAGUAUCAUGACUUCAGUUCUUGAAAGAGGCGCGGCUCUUUUCGACGAGCGAGACUACAACCACGCCACAGACUCCACCUAUAAGGACUAUAGGCAACAGGCGUCGGACUUGUACGAGAAGAAAAACAAGCUUUCCCAGCAGUCGCAGCAGGCGUACCAGAGAGGCGAUAAGCAAAAGGCACAUGAGCUCAGCGAGCAGCUGAAGCAGGUGUUACAGGAGGCCGAAAACUGCAACAAGAAGGCCGCAGAGUACGUCUUCAUCGAAAACAACACGGACUCCAAGAGCGACGAGAUCGAUUUGCACGGCUUGUACGUGAAGGAGGCCAAGUGGAUUUUGCAGAGGCGCAUCAGCGAGUGUAUACGCACCAACCAGCCGCACAUCAAGGUCAUAGUGGGCAAAGGCUUGCACUCGCAGAAUGGAGUGGCCAAGUUGAAGCCUGCCAUUGACGAGAUGUGCGACGAGUCCCGCUUGAAGCACUACGUGGAUCCACACAACGCCGGGGUCAUGGUGAUUGAACUUACGAACACAUCGAACCUGAACAUUCCGUCCCACUGGGACUCGUCGCCAAUGGGCCAGGGAUACCAGCAGCAGCCCCAGUACCAACAACAGCCGCAAUACCAGCCGCAGCCCCAGCAGCAGGAAUUCAAGACGGGGAAUCUGUUGGUGGAUUUGUUGUUGAAGGUGGUGUGCAACUGCUUGAAGUAGGGCGUGGGAUAGUAGGCUGGGCCCGGCCGGGCACUGUGUGCGGGUUUGCUUUGCUUAUGGAUGUGGGUGUUUUUGGGGGUUUGACUUCUUUCUACGUUUCAUCAUAGACGAACGCUUAUUCAUGGUGGUGUACUUAUAGUUGUAUAUUUCCUUCUGGUAGUGGUGCGCUUCUAAUAAUGGAUUCUCAUAGUAUCUGUCCUUCUGGUAGUGGCUUUACUCCUAAUAAUGGGUUCUCAUA
Molecule: messenger RNA, 1144 nt
Organism: Metschnikowia bicuspidata var. bicuspidata NRRL YB-4993
Lineage: Eukaryota; Fungi; Ascomycota; Pichiomycetes; Serinales; Metschnikowiaceae
Exons: 1
Coding region: 208-906 (232 amino acids)
Source: RefSeq, a predicted model, not a curated record